AGGAGAGGGGACCUGCCUUGUUGCCGACAUGGCAUUCACAUCGUUUUCGCCCAGCCGUCGUCGCCAGUGAACUCCGACACAAAUGGUUUGUGGCGUUUGAUAAUUUGGGCUCACAUCGCAACUUGCCUCGUGGAGCUCAAGCGGCCUAAGCAGACAAACACUCUCAACUCACGACUACGAUGCUACGCCAGGCCACCGCGCGACUGCCGAAACCGGCCGCCGCCAUGGCCCGCAGCAGCUUGAAGCGCUCGGCCGCCGUGGCGCUCUCGUCGUCGGCCUCGCCCCGGCCUUCAUCGACCGCGCCCACGGCAGCUGUGGCGUCCGUCGCCGCGCACGACCACUCGACGCUGAACCAGAGCAAGCAGACGUCGCUGGCCGACGAAUUCCACGACACUGAGCGCAUCUUCGCCACCAAGACGACGCCUGAGCUCGUUCGCGCCUACGGUGUCUACUUUAUGUCGCAGUUCCGCCCCCUCGUGCAGCACAGCGGCGAGCUACUCGAACUCUCGUACAAGUUCCCGGGCGCCAAGUUUACCGACGCGCUUCUGCGCGCGACGUUCUUCGGCCAUUUCUGCGCUGGCCAGGAUGUGAACGAGAUCCGUCCCGUCAUCCGGAAGCUCGAGUCGGCCGGCAUCGGCGCCAUCCUCGACUUCGCGGCCGAAGCCGACGUCGAGCAGCCGCGUGACCUCAAUGGCGUUGACCAGAACUUGGUAUCGGCCCGUACCUACGCAUACGACGGCGAGGCGGCCUGUGACGCCAACGCCGCCAUCUCGCGCCACGCCAUCAUUGACGCCAGCGAGGCCGCCUCGGCCGGCGAACCCGCCUUCGUGGCCAUCAAGUGCACGGCGCUGGGCAAGCCUGAGCUACUCAUGCGCAUGUCGGCCAUCAUCGUGCAGGCCCAGCUGCUGUUCCACACGCUGGACGGCCCCAACCUUUCGCGGGCCAAGUCGCGUUACCUCGAGCGUAUGAUCGACUACCCUACGCUGAGCGCCGGCCUUCGCAACGCUGGCGUGGACGCUACCGAGGAGGAGAUCCAGAAGCUCUUCAAUGAGCUUGACCAGUCGUCUGGCGACGGAGUCAUUGACUACGUGGAUUGGGUGAGUUUCCUGGACCCGUUCGACUUGACCAUGGGCCCUUUGACCCAGUUCAUCGAGGAGGAGCCGCUCUCGGAUAACGAGAAGACUCAGCUGCGCAACAUGAUUGGCCGUCUCGAGUCGCUGGCUAAUGACGCGGCCGAACGUGGCGUGAAGCUGAUGGUCGACGCCGAGCAGACGUACAUGCAGCCGGCCAUCGAUCACCUCACGCUCAACCUGCAGCGUAAGUACAAUCGUGACGGCGCCGACGUCAUCUACAACACCUUCCAAUGCUACCUCAAGAUGUCGAGCGAUCGCAUCGACAUUGAUCUGGAACGUGCUCGUCGUGAGAAGUUCCGCUUCGCGGCUAAGCUGGUGCGUGGCGCCUACAUGGUGCAGGAACGCAAGCGUGCUCGCGACAAGGGAUACGCCGACCCGAUCCACGACACUAUUGAGGACACUCACGUUAACUACGAUGCUCAGGUAACCAAGCUGCUGCACAACAACCACCUGGCCAGCUUCAUGGUGGCCUCACACAAUGAAAAGUCCGUGGUGAACACGGUGCAGCAGAUGCAGGACAUUGGCAUCAGUCGUGCUACUGGUGGCGUGUACUUCGGCCAGCUAUUGGGCAUGUGUGACCACGUGUCGUACACACUUGGCGCGAAUGCUUACAAGGUGUUCAAGUACGUGCCGUACGGCCCCAUUCACGAGGUGCUGCCGUACCUCAUCCGUCGUGCACAGGAGAACUCGGGUCUUAUGAGCGGUGCGCAGCUGGAGAUGCGUAUGCUGAGCACGGAGAUCAAACGCCGCAUGUUCGGAUGAGCGUGAGAUCAGGAACGUGUGAGUUUGCAGUUCAGCCUUGCAAUAAGGCUGACAAGUGUUUGUCCUAUCGUAUUGACGCUUCUCCCGCCUCGAGCUUCCGUCGAGUGGAGAACGUAGAAGCAGUAAAUGGCGGAUGAUAUGAGCCAAGAAAUCCGCCACAGUUGGCGAUUGAAGCGGAACAAGUUAACUUGGUGAAAUGCCAAGGAGGUGGAAGGAAGUGCGAAGUCCUGCACUCAUAAGAGGCAGUAACCCAUGCUGGCGUUGGAAGCCAGAGCCGUAAGAGAGAAAUGCAUAAUCGGUAUCAAGAAUCCGUAACCCAGAACAAUCCAAAUCGAUGCAGAUAACAUUCAACCAUUACAUGUACUUGUGUCCAAUUGCACAUGCGAUGUUCGAGAAGAGAACAAAUUGUUCUCGAAUAUCCAUGG
Phytophthora nicotianae INRA-310 is the source of this 2320-nucleotide messenger RNA. RefSeq lists its product as hypothetical. The record is from RefSeq and is a predicted model, not a curated record. The transcript has a single exon. Bases 180 to 1895 code for a protein of 571 amino acids. Lineage: Eukaryota; Oomycota; Peronosporomycetes; Peronosporales; Peronosporaceae. Gene Ontology annotation, molecular function: proline dehydrogenase activity; FAD binding. Gene Ontology annotation, cellular component: mitochondrion.